AUGAUCAGCUCUGGCUCCAUUUCAACCGUCUUCCUGCGGACAUCAUCCGAUAUCAUUGAAGCCAUUGCUGCAGAGGAGAGGUUGACAUAUAACUGUGGAAACAAUAUCCAAGACAUCAACAUCAGCCAAACUAAAAAGAUACACAGCUUCAUAGAUGGAACAAUCACAUGUUUGUGCACAACUUUGUCUCGAUGCCCACUCGGCCACAUGGAUGUUCCUUUCAAGAUGUUAGACUGCCGCCAUGUAUUGCUCCUAAACAUGAAGAAGCUUGCUUGGAUUCACCAACCUGAAAAGAAAGACACCAAGGACUUUAACAAAUACUGGACAUGA
This is a messenger RNA of Microthlaspi erraticum, 330 nucleotides long. The record is from the annotation of a GenBank genome assembly. NCBI's taxonomy places the organism in Eukaryota, Viridiplantae, Streptophyta, Magnoliopsida, Brassicales, Brassicaceae.